AUAGCUCUGCAUCUUUCCUGAAAAUCACUGCCUACCUAAGAGAAACAAGUCCUCCUUGUUUGGUUGUGCCACCGUGUCGUCAAGAUCUUGCUCAACUCGCCUCAGCCCACCGUACCUACUUCUCACUCGUGUUCUCACGAGGGCAAACCAUAGUAACAUGAGAAUUCUUAACACGCCUCUCAUCCCCGAGCAAAUGCAGUCCGCCGACCGGUCUCCCUCGCCCGAGUUUUCGCCCUUGGCCAUCGGCGAGGAUCUCACACCGCUCCCCGCCUACAAGGCCGCUCAAACGUCGUCCUACAACAUUUGUGGUCUUCUUUCGACUCCCCUCAAAUUACAUGAAGACCUCGCUUCAGGAUGUGGCGGUCAGACCUGGCCGGCAGGCAUGGUGCUUACCAAACAUAUGCUGCGGUACCAUCGGGUAGCUCUGAAAGGAGCGAGAAUACUGGAGUUAGGCGCUGGCGGCGGACUCGUUGGUCUCGCUGUCGCUUUGGGUUGUGAACUACAGCAGACACCGCUGUACCUUACAGACCAGGACGAAAUGUUCGAGCUGAUGGGCAGAAACACCGAGUUGAACAACCUCCAAAACAAGGUUAAACCAUUUGUCCUGAACUGGGGCGGGCCGUUGGCACAAGACGUCGUCGAUUUCAAGCCAAACGUCAUCUUGGCAGCUGAUUGCGUCUACUUUGAGCCGGCCUUCCCGCUGUUGCUGGAGACUCUGACAAACUUGUUGUCCCUGGAACCCGAUGCAACGGUCUAUUUCUGCUUCAAGAAGAGACGACGUGCAGAUAUGCAAUUCCUCAAGAAGGCCCAAAAGAAGUUCCAAGUGACGGAGAUUAUUGACGACGAUCGGCCAAUAUUUAGCAGGGAGGGCCUGUUCCUCUACACCUUCACGAGUAAGAAGCUGACAACGAGCGGCAAUCGACAGUAAUGAUUGUCGAUCGAUGAUGUGUUGUUCGCGGGCAGUUGUCUAGGGAUGCGGACAACACAGAGCUUGAGUCGCGGAGGCGAAGCUUCAGCUAGGGUCUACGGACCUUGGCUAGACGACGACAAGUCUGACGAGCGCUCAAGCCGAGACUAGUGGGCCAAAGUUGGUGCUCGGGAUCAUCAGUCCGUUGUACCAAGUGGCUCUUAACCUGGCUGCCGAAGAAAAAUAGUCUCGGCUGUCGAGUUGGCUUCGCAGAGACAGGCGACUGAUCUAUGCCGUACACCUCUCGAGAGGAUGACACUUGACGGCUAUGUUCCCUUCCCAACAUUACAUGGAAAAACAGUGACGAUAGCGAACAUACUUGUUGGAGUUAUGAGCGAAAAUGAGUUCCGGAAACCCAUACAAAAAAAAUUUAAUGAGUAUUUGGCCCAACAAUCCAUACUGUCACCAAUAGUUCAUGCGCGGACGGGACCGAGGCAGCGUCGAUCGACAGAGUCAGUGGAGACAAUAGAUGGCCUAGAACAAUGUCAGC
This is a messenger RNA of Colletotrichum destructivum, 1457 nucleotides long. Its product is annotated as Putative lysine methyltransferase, S-adenosyl-L-methionine-dependent methyltransferase superfamily. Gene Ontology annotation, biological process: peptidyl-lysine methylation. Gene Ontology annotation, molecular function: protein-lysine N-methyltransferase activity. The transcript is spliced from 3 exons. The record is from RefSeq and is a predicted model, not a curated record. Bases 158 to 928 code for a protein of 256 amino acids. Gene Ontology annotation, cellular component: cytosol; cytoplasm. NCBI's taxonomy places the organism in Eukaryota, Fungi, Ascomycota, Sordariomycetes, Glomerellales, Glomerellaceae.